Messenger RNA from Cercospora beticola, 1223 nucleotides. RefSeq names its product putative quinol monooxygenase. Lineage: Eukaryota; Fungi; Ascomycota; Dothideomycetes; Mycosphaerellales; Mycosphaerellaceae. The record is from RefSeq and is a predicted model, not a curated record.
UUCCCGCCUAAAACAGCCUCUGCUUGUCAAAGACUCACCCGAAGCCCGUUUCACGUCAUCUUCCAUCACAUACGAAUCCUGCUCGUUGUGAUCCCUACUUGUCCCGACGCAAGCAGAGUUCGAUUUCUAAGCUGAUCAAGACCGGUCAAACCGCCAGCGGAACUCUGGUCUCCUCGUCUCUGACACUCUUAUAAGUGCUCGCGAAGUUGCCCCAAAGCGACAAGUCAACAAAACAAAGCCGUAUAAGCCUAUACCAAUUGACUUCCUCAAAUCUCGAGUCAGGAAGUCCGACGAUAAUACCCUAAAACUCAACAAACAAGACAGAAAGUCAGAACAAAUCUCAAACAUCCAGAAACCCACGACCCGCCUUACGGAACCGCACACCGACUCACCGAAACCAUCAUGCCUACCACGACAGAAAUCCUCGUCUGCCCUCUGAAGCCCGGCUCAGAUAUCGGCUCCGAGAGCAAUGAAGCAGCUCAAAUCCUCAAGGAAGUCGGCGCCACAUUGAAGAAAACAGACGGUGUGCAGCAAAUCCAGUUUGGAAUGCAGGUCGAGAAGCCGGAUGUGUUUCAGUUGCUUGUUCACUGGGAUAGUGUCGACCAUCAUAAAGCUUUCAUGGCCACGGAAGAGUACAAGCCUUUCUUGAAUCGCUUCUUGGGCAUUGUCGGCGGGGAUCUCUCACUCAUCCACGCGAACCUCGAGCCAUCGGGUGAACUCAACAAAGCCAUUUCAGCUCCUGUCACAGAAGUCGCCACGUUUUACUUCGGCAGCGAUGGAGCUCCAGAGGGAUAUUUGGAAGGUGUGGAGAAGUUCAAGAAAAUCAUGGAAAAGGAAAAGAGUGAUGGGUAUAUCGCAGGUGCUAUUGGAUUGACGGUAGAGGAUAAUGUAAAGAGUCCGACCAAGGAGGAUGUGGAAGGCAAAGCAGCGGUCUUGAUCAUUGGUUGGGAGAGUGUGGAGAAACAUAUGCAGUUUCGGGAGACGGCGACGUUCAAGGAUAAUAUCCAUUAUUUGAGAAAUGGGGCCAAGGAUGUUGAGAUGCACCACGUAGCCUUCCUGAACUUUGUGGAGUAAGUUGGGCGAGGGGGAACCGAGUAGAAGAGGAGUUUGUAGAGUGUGGUAGCUGCUGGUAGAUGCAGAGCUCAUGGAACAUGGCCCAAAGUGGUCGGUAGUCGCCUCUCAGAUGAUUCUUUGCAACGCAGCCUUCCCGAACAAAAUCAACG